Molecule: messenger RNA, 990 nt
Organism: Fusarium coffeatum
Lineage: Eukaryota; Fungi; Ascomycota; Sordariomycetes; Hypocreales; Nectriaceae
Exons: 4
Coding region: 1-990 (329 amino acids)
Source: RefSeq, a predicted model, not a curated record
AUGAAUGUUGCAAUUCUUGGUGCCACUGGCCAAAACGGAUCCUCUAUCGUUGACGGCCUGCUCUCAUCAACAGAAACCAAAUUCCAGAACAUCACCGCUCUUGUCCGGCCUUCUUCACUCAACAAGCCCAAUGUGGUCGACCUACAGAGGAGGGGUGUCAACGUAGUGUCAUUCAACCUUGCUGACUCUGAGGAUAAUGUCACGGCCCAGCUCAAAGGCAUCGACGUCCUUGUUGUUUGCUGUUUGCUUGACGAAGUUACCCUUGCCAAUGCAGCCAAGAAGGCAGGAGUGAAGCGUUAUGUUCCAUGCUUUUAUGCUUCAGUGAUGCCAAGGGGCGUUCAGACCUUGCGCGACAACAAGGAGGCCAUACUGGACCAUCUUCAAAGGCUCCACCUUCCUUAUACCGUUAUCGACGUCGGUUGGUGGUAUCAAAUCAGCCUCCCGCGCUUGCCCUCCGGCCGCAUCGAUCGCAACCUUUUUCUUUACAAUACCGCUAUCGGAGGCAACGGUGACGUACCUUGCGCCAGAACCGAUUCUCGCGAUGUUGGCGUGUAUGUCGCUCGAAUCAUCGCAGACCCUAGGACCCUUAACCAGAAGGUCUUCGCCUACACCGACCUCCGCACCCAACAUCAGCUGUACGAUACAGUUGAAAAUCUUAGCGGUGAAAAGAUUGAAAGAAAAUACCGCACCGCCGAUGAGAUUGAUGCUGGUAUUGCUAGGACCAAGGACGAUCCCUACAAGAUGAUGGAUUACUAUCAGUUCACCUACCAAAAGUCAUACGACAUUAUGGGAGAAAAUACACCCGAGUACGCCCGCUACCUAGGCUACCAGGUCGGCAAAGACCUCUAUUCUGACCUCGAAGGAAUCUCCUUUGAAGACUUCCUUAAAGAGACUUUGAAAACUGGCUUAAGGCCUAUGUAUGAAGAACAUGCAGACUUUCUGCGGGAAUCCAGCUCUUUCGUUUUUAAUGGCAAAGUCACGACAGAAUGA